GAUUUACAUUUCAACAUAGAAACUUUUUUUUAGAUAUCUGUGAACUUUAAGAGGCUCUAAAAUGAAAUUCGGAGGCAUUUUCAAGGAAUACGAGGUAGUCGGACGAGUCGCUCCAACUGAAAAGAAACCCGACUCCAAGAUAUACAAGAUGAAAAUAUUCGCGCCCAAUGCUGUUGUUGCCAAGUCCAAGUACUGGUACUUCAUCAGUAAGCUGGUCAAAGCCAAGAGGGCCAACGGAGAAAUUCUGCAAUGUAAACGGAUUCGGGAGUCCAAGUUCCAUACUGUGAAGAAUAUCGGCAUAUGGCUGAGAUAUGAUUCGAGAAGUGGAACCCACAACAUGUACCGCGAAUACAGGGACCAGACUCCCGCUGGAGCCGUUACUAAGUGCUACCGAGACAUGGGAUCCAGGCAUCGAGCCAGGGCACAUAGCAUCCAGAUAAUCCGAGUGAAGAAGAUUGAAGCGAAGGAUGCGAAGAGGCCCAACAUCACUCAGUUCCACGACUCCAAGAUCAAGUUCCCUCUGUUGCAUAAUGUGGGACACCUGAAGUUACUGCCUAUGUUCACCAGGAACCGACCCAGCACACUCAUGCACGCCAUUCGAUAAAGUGCUAGUCUGUCAUUGAAAAGUUUAGUCUGCAUAAGCUGUGUUCUUAUUCAACUUUUCAAUUGAACGAUCUGGUCGA
Messenger RNA from Symsagittifera roscoffensis, 683 nucleotides. Its product is annotated as large ribosomal subunit protein eL20-like. Gene Ontology annotation, biological process: translation. Gene Ontology annotation, molecular function: structural constituent of ribosome. The coding region runs from base 62 to 604 and encodes 180 amino acids. Gene Ontology annotation, cellular component: cytosolic large ribosomal subunit; ribosome. The record is from RefSeq and is a predicted model, not a curated record. The transcript has a single exon. Lineage: Eukaryota; Metazoa; Xenacoelomorpha; Acoela; Convolutidae.